GAGGUGGCGAGGCGGAGCGAGAGGAAGAGGUCCUUGGGUUGGUCUUCAUGUUGAGCGGGUAAUGUCAGCUUGGGCCAGCAGUCAGCUGGUGGACCUGGUGGGGGCGAGGCGCUGGAGACACCCUCCACAACGUGUGUUUACCUGUGUAGCUGAUGGACGGGGUGUAUCCACAGGUGCACUACUUAACAACACUUAAAUCCUCAUCAUUCGUCUUGAUUAAAGUGCACAAUAAAAUAAGUGACUAACUUAGACUGUGGUGUUAUCAUUAUAGCUUAAACCUUAGAAUGAAACGUAACCUUACGAAGGCUUGAGAGAGAUAUAAUGAAGGAGCAAUAAAGUGAAGGGGCGAGCAAGGUGAGCCAGUUGUGGUGGACCCUCCGCCAGAGACACUUCUCCCCGGGGUAACCCCAGUCCACCACCACCACUGGAUACUAUACACACCACCACCACUGCAUCAAGACAUCAGUCAUGAGGCGCGUGUGAGACAGAUGAGUACCAACUCUAGAGGAACUCUUCACUAUGUUCCAUUUCCCUCGCCUCGUAAUAAGUCUUACUGGGCUACUGACGGGAUGUUUGGGCAGCCCCAUUAAUGACCACCCUGCACGCCUCUGUAAUGGCAGCACUUCGGUCCCCUGCCAGCACACAGGCACUAUCACCCACCACCUCCACGCACCGCCCUUGUCACAACACUUCACUCAGGGCCCUCACUUGCAGGGACAGGAAGUAGAUGCUCGUGGGGAAUCCAUCCAGCUUGUUGUGGGUAACAAAACUGAUGCCAAUGAAAACAAUACAAUUGUGACUGGGGAAGCAACAGAGAUGACGACACCAGUCACGCCAGAGGAACAAGGCAGCGAUGUUCUCAACGAUGGCGAAGAAGCAUCCAACAGCACGCGACUGGAUAUGGAAUUAAAAGGCGUAAGUUUACCGACUAAAACCUCAGGUCAGCAACAAGAAGAGACUAACUUCAGCAACACAACUCUGGAAAACUCAGAUCCGUCGCAGAAUGUAACGCUGGCGCUUCAUGCACUAAAUGACACAGAGGUUGUCAACAGCAAUAAGGAGGUUGAGAACAUCGUCUACAACAUUAUAAGUGAAAACGGUGAGCAGGUUGGCUAUCAAAACUCAACAUCAUCUUCAUCUUUCAACAUCUAUGAUGAAGCAGCAAGAGACAGAGAUGGACGCAGAAUACAUGAUGAUACACUACGGCAGGAGGAAAGCUCUGUCAUAGAGUCUGAUAGCUAUAUAAACACAGACUUCGCAUCGAAAUCACUCAAAGAAGAAAAUUCAACCAUCGUCAAAAACAUUCAACAUUCAGACGGGACGGCAGCAAGAAAGUGUUGCGGUCUCGAUGAGUUCUUCAGCUUGGCAACUCAGCAGUGUGAGGCAGCGAAGAGCAUGACCGGGUUCCCGGAGGCGGUGCGGGAUCUGCUGGAGGAGGAGAGUGACCUGACAUUCAUCCCUGGCCGCCUGCAAGCGUGCCCCGGGACCAGUAACGUCCCUACUAUUAGCGAGGCAAGCUUCCAUACACACUCCAUCUUAUCUCUCGGUCACUUGAAGGACCAUACAUCAGGAAUUACCUAUGAUCAUGAUCAUUACUGUCUGGAGGUAGCAGCUCCGGGCCCUGACCAGCUGGCCACAGGCAUAUUAGUGGCAGCUUUCUGCUAUCCGUGGCCAACUGAGAUCCACACCAGGAAGUGCUGUAACCUUAACGAAUACUACAACCAUGCAAAUAAAGGCUAUUGUAUGAGGUCUACCAACAUGAGUGACCAUGAAAAUUUAGUGCGCGAAUUCUCCAAGAAUAACCCCAGGGCUCCGACCAUCCAAGUAAGCACCGGGAGGCUCAAUUGUAGUCACGGUGAGCCCAGGAUAGUCAUCGCCGAUCAGGCCUUUCUCGACCAUGCAAACCAACUCUGUGAACGCGAUACUGGGGACUGUUAUCCAAGCUCCCUCUACUGUAUUGAGUACUUGUGGGCAGAAGGCUACACAACCAUGACGCCUGUGGCCUUCGUGUGUCCCCUUGACUCCUUCCACAAGUGCUGCCCUAGGGACCAUAUUCUCACAGAGUCUGGGUGCGUGGAGGCCUCUGGGGGUUAUGUCUCAGCACGAAUGUUGCAGUUGUUGGAAGUAAUGGAACCUCAAUUCGGAUUUCCUACUGAAAUUGAUGGUGGGCAGUGUGUCCAGGAGUGGAUUACACCCAAUGAUUCAGAGAUUCGUUGGUGGAUCAGUAAGUCUGGAUACCUUAAAAUAGAUGUAAAAACAGAAAGUCAUUCUACCAUGCGGUACUGCGUAGACGACUACCUCGACCCAGUCAACGAGACGCAGACGGUGGCUCUCAUGUGUAUUACUGAGCUAGACGACAUCGUUCCUGUACACCUGUCAGCCCAGCCUAGCGAGGCGGGGAGCGUGGGCAAGUGUUGUCCGCACGACCAGUACAUGGACAUGGAUAGUUACACUUGCAUCACUGACUCCAUGGGCCUCUCACUACUGCAAGACCCGCUCGUGCAUGCUGCCAACAUAACCAAGUUAACCUACACGUCUUUCCCUACUUGUGAAAACGGAGAGGAAUACCAUUUCUACUACAUCGACCCGGGGUCUUUUGACGAUCACGGGGAGCUGGUGGAGAGCCAGGUGCUGGAGGUGGUGAGCCUAGAGGGCAGGUGCGUCCUCAGCAGGCAAGCCAUCACCCGGGAGAACUACUGCCUCGAGUACGGCGUCGUCGGCUCAAACAUCAACCCGGUGGUCUUGGUGUGUCCUGAGGAGUGGAAUGGCAUGAACGUACACAGAGAGAAGUUCGGGUUGACGGCGGUGUUGUUGGGCUUGUCCUGCACUGCUCUCUUCGCCACGGCCUUCUCCCUCAUCUCGACCCGCGUUCGGAGAGGCCUAGUCACGGUCAAAAAGGUGAACACUCUGGCAGGGAAGAUCUUGCUGAGUUACGUGCUCUCCUACCUGGUGGGGUUCCUGCUGCUGGCGGUCAACAUGAAGGUGGAGGUCGCCCAGGAUAACACAGAGUGCCAGGCCAUGGCCGGCCUCCUCACAUUCUUCCUGUUGGCAGCCUUCCAGUGGAACACCUCCAUAUGUCUCGAGUCCCUCCUCCUUACCCUGCGGGUGAGUACCUCGGAGCGAUGGAGGUAUGUGUUGCACUCUGUGUGGGCGUGGGGUGUGCCAGGGGUGGUCACCUGCCUGGCCCUCACCCUAGACCACUACAGGCACUCCCUCCCCUGCGGGGUCAUCACCCCCAGGGUCGGCCUCUACAGGUGCUUUUUCUCAGACCAGAACGCCAAGUUGGUGUACCUGUACGUGCCCAUGUUGAUGAGUCUGUGUGCUAACGUCCUUCUCCUGGCUGCUGCUCGCUAUGUCCGCUCCGCCAAGCUGCGACGACUCGAGCAUGGCAACCCCAAGUCUAAAUCUGCAGGUACAGAAGCACCCGAGGAGUCUCAGAACAGCUCGGCCAAGGAGAGUGGUCCAGGCACCACCGCCUCUCACCACGCAGUCAAUCCUCAACACUCGGGCCUACGCACCCACCAAACACGUAAUCUUUGGACAGAGUCGGUGAAGCUGGUUGUGUGGUCAGGGGCUACUUGGCUCCUGGAGGUGAUAGCCUUUGUUGUGGCAGAAUACAUGGUCAAGCCGUCAGAGUCAUGGUACGACUACUUGUGGUAUGUACCGUCCAGUGUCAAUGCCCUACGAGGAGUGGGCAUCUUCUACAUCCUGGUGUUGACACCCGAGAACCGCGUGAAGCUCGUGCGUGCCAUCGGCAACUUUGGUGGGUCGCUUGCAGUGACUGGCUCCCUAGCUCGAAGCUUACGCCCGGGCAACAGAAACAGCUCCAUUGGUAAUCACCGGUCGUCUGUUGGCGGUGAAAGCAGAUCUGAGGUACGGGGCCCUGGACGUCGCAAUAUGUCAAUUGCCACCACUAUAACACAGUUCUCCUCUAUAAGCAGCUCACAUUCUCACGAUUCUCGAGCAGAUACCGCAAGCGGUCGAACAACAGUACACCCUCGCGUGGCACACUCUAUCAGCCAAGUGGACACACGGCGCAGCUCCACGACUUCAAUGUCAUCAGACUUUGAGGGAUUCGAAUUGGAUGCUGAAAUCAGUGCUGGGGGAAGACGAAAGUCAUCGCUAGCUACUUUUGGAGUAGUGUCGCUGCCAAGUGUGGAUGAGGAGGAUGUGUUUGAGGAGGCGACCCCGUCCCAUACUGCAUUAAAUGUCACAAAAUCUACUAGUGACGCGUGAGCUCCCUCCAAUACACUCAUCAGUUCCUAUAGUUUCUCGAGUCUUGUAAGUAAGCAUCAUGGAUAGAGGUUUUGGUGGGAAACUUCAAGCAUAUUUAAAGUUCAUAUUAUUUAGUCUAUCGAUUUGCGAUGGCCUUGGCUCUCAAACCUUACGUUUUCAAGUGUUUGUGAUUCGUCCCUAGAAAUAACGAUCAUAACUCAACCCCGUGACGAUCUUCAAUAAUAAUAAUAAUAAUACGGAAUUUAUUCUUGUGCCAUAAGUCAAUUAUUUGUUCAUUAGCGUGAUAAAUUAUCAAUUAUAGAUUAUUUACUUUAUGAAAUAUAACGUGAGAAUAACUUUUUUUCCCGGUAUGUGUUGGGCAGCUUCCUCCACCAUGUCCUGGAACCUUCCUCUGGCCCACACCUUCCCCUGCAUGGUCUUUGCCCUCCCUCAUCCUCACCCAGGAGGUUCUUGUGCCCUUCAACCCUUCUCUGGUCCACAUCCAACCUUACAGGUUCCACAGCGUUGGGAACAAUACCCACACCUGUCCUCCCCCUACAAAGUUCAUCCUAUUCAGCAGUCUCGCUAUUCUCAUAUUGCAAGUCAUUAUGUAAAUAUGUCAUAGUCCAUCAUUUAAUUCAGGGUUUUAUGUAAAAUGUUUAAUAUACUGUACUGUAUAUUUUGUUGUAGUUUUCACUGCUGUAACCAGAAUAGGAAUGACAAUUUUUAUGAUUAGAUGUCAUAACUGCAGCCGCAGUAAAAUUUUAAAAGAAACGGCAUAUAUUUACAGUGUUUUCAUGCCAAUACUGUACAUAACUUGUCCCAAGCAACAAGGCAACCAGCACAGACCCUUUGACCAAGGAAAAACAAGACCUGCCAUCAUCGCAGCAGUUUCAUAAACAAACCAAGAUAAGCUAAUAACAUCUGUACUGACGGUUGGGUUUGUUGCAAUUAUCCUUUAGCCUUGUGACACGUUCAGGGUUUGACCUUCCAUACCAUGUUGACUUGGUCAUGGUUGAGCACCUCCAGACUGAAGUGAUGUACAUUGGUCUACUGUAUUAUAGUUGAAAAGUGAUUAGGAUUAAUAUUUAAAUAAUUUUUUGUACAUAAUUCUUUGCAAUACAGCUGUACAUGUCUUUUUA
Procambarus clarkii (red swamp crayfish) is the source of this 5357-nucleotide messenger RNA. RefSeq lists its product as uncharacterized. NCBI's taxonomy places the organism in Eukaryota, Metazoa, Arthropoda, Malacostraca, Decapoda, Cambaridae. Gene Ontology annotation, molecular function: G protein-coupled receptor activity. Gene Ontology annotation, biological process: cell surface receptor signaling pathway; G protein-coupled receptor signaling pathway. Gene Ontology annotation, cellular component: membrane. The record is from RefSeq and is a predicted model, not a curated record.